Molecule: messenger RNA, 1596 nt
Organism: Penicillium lagena
Lineage: Eukaryota; Fungi; Ascomycota; Eurotiomycetes; Eurotiales; Aspergillaceae
Product: translation initiation factor eIF-2B subunit family protein
Exons: 2
Molecular function (GO): S-methyl-5-thioribose-1-phosphate isomerase activity
Source: RefSeq, a predicted model, not a curated record
CAUGAACCUCUCGCUCGCGCGUCCUUCCCCCAAACGUCAUCCGAUCCCAUGGCGACCCAACAGCAUCAGCCCGGGCUCCAACAGCGAUCUGUCGUCUCCGCCUUCAUCUUCUCCUUUCCCAAUGAUUCGAAGCCACUGGUCGCCCUGUUCCGGCGCAGUGACAAAGUGAGAACGUAUCGCAAUCAUCUUGCCGCCAUCUCAGGCAGCAUCGAAGCCGGUGAGACGCCGCUGGCCACCGCGUGGCGCGAACUCUCCGAAGAGACCUCUUUGACUACACGCGACCUGGACCUGUGGCGGCAGGGAAAUCCGUUUUCUUUCAGUGACCCAUCUGUUGGGCGGCGAUGGACCAUCCACCCAUUUUCAUUUCGUCUCAAAGGCUCCGCUGAAGGGGGUCGGGGGGAAGAGGCCAUCCACAUUGACUGGGAGCAUGAAGGAUGGGAGUGGCACGAUCCUGCGACGGUAGCAGAUGACGACCAAUUUGGCGGCGUGCCGCAUUUGCGCGAGAGCCUGCGACGCGUUUGGUUCGAGGGCGAUGUGUCUGAAAGCGCCAGCAAAACACUCAACGCUGGCCUGCACCAAUUGAGGACAGACCGUCAGAGCGGAUCCCACGAGUUGACUUCCAUUGCACUCCGGAUCUUCCGGGAUGUACUGGCGCAGCUGGACGGUGAGAGCGAAGACCAGUGGUGGGUAACUGUGCGCAUGGUGGCGUGGCAUCUCUGGAAGAACGGCCGGGAGAGCAUGGGUGCAGCGACUAUGAAUGCAUUGUUGGGGGUUUUGGCCGAUAUUGAGCAUGUCCUGGAUCAGGAUCUCCAUCCGGAACUUUUGCAAGAUCGACUACUUACUACAGUCGACCACCACAUAGAGCAGCGCAAGGCGAUGCCUACACGCAUCCAGCAGUCCUUUACGGCUUAUCUUCGCGACCACUUCAUGUCCGAGCCCCAGCAGGUACUGUCCAUUCUCACGCUCUCCGCAAGUUCGACCAUUCGAGAUAGUAUUGUCGAUGCCUAUUCCUCGUUUCCUAUUACUACCCUAGAUCUACGAAUCCUGGAAUCACGACCGCUUUACGAGGGCGUCAGCAUGGCCGCAGCCCUUGCUGCCAAAUUCCAGUCCAAAUUUCCACCACCGGGGGACCGAGCGCUUAAAUUGACGGUUUACACUGACGCAUCUGCCGCUCUCGCAUCCCAGAAUGUCGACUUUGUGUUGCUAGGCGCAGACCGAAUUUCUGACUCCGGAUGGAUCAGCAACAAGACCGGGUCUUUGCCGGCGGUGCUCAGCGCGAAGCACGUCUCGCCCAAUGCCAAAGUGCUUAUUUUCAGUGAAUUGGAAAAGGUGGCUGAGCCCAGCGCGGGGGACGAGCAUCGCUCGGAGGAGGGCGACCCCCAUGAGGUAAUUCGUUCCUGGAUCACUGGGAGCACCAAGGGCGCGGAGAUAUUCGAAGGAGAGGCCCAACAUUGUGUGCAAAACACCUCUUUCGAGUGGGUGCCCGCACCUCUGAUCGAUGGCUAUAUUAGCGAAAAGGGGACUCUAGACGUAGCAGCCAUCCAAAGACAGGCACAGCAGGUGAAGCAAAAGGCCGAUCGGUAUUUUGGCGGUUGA